CUGUUGUUUAAAUUUUUGCACCAAACUCAUUAUUCAUUUUCUGUCUAGUUGUGGCAACUGAUGAUGAAAAGAUUGCUGAAUGCUGUCGUGGAUUUGGUGCUGAUGUGAUAAUGACUUCAGAAUCUUGCCGUAAUGGCACUGAGCGAUGCAAUGAAGCACUUCAGAAGCUGGCGAAGAAUUAUGAUAUAGUUGUCAAUAUUCAGGGCGAUGAGCCUCUUAUUGAACCCGAGAUAAUAGAUGGUGUUGUUAGAGCUCUUCAGUCAGCCCCAGAUGCAGUGUUUAGCACUGCUGUUACAGCUUUGAAACCCGAAGAUGCAUUUGAUCCAAAUAGAGUGAAAUGUAUUGUGGAUAAUCAUGGAUAUGCUAUUUACUUCUCAAGGGGUUUAAUUCCAUUUAACAAGUCAGGGAAGGUCAAUCCAGAUUUUCCAUAUUUGCUUCAUCUUGGAAUUCAGAGUUAUGAUUCGAAGUUUUUAAAGAUAUACUCAGAUCUUCAACCCACACCGCUGCAGCUAGAAGAGGAUUUGGAACAGCUUAAAGUCCUCGAGAAUGGUUAUAAAAUGAAGGUAAUAAAGGUUGACCACGAAGCUCACGGUGUUGACACUCCUGAAGAUGUUGAAAAGAUAGAAUCUCUAAUGCGCCAAAGAAACCUGUCUUAAUUUCUCAAAAUGAUGGAAACGAGAUCUUCAUUAGAAUGGAUUUCAAUCGGUUUCAUCCGGGACUCAGGAGGCAUGUUUACCGUCUUUAAAUGAUGGAAUGAGAUUUUCAUUAGAAAAAAAAUUUCAUCGGUUUCAUCUGUUGUGGGACUUUGUAGGUUGUUUGUCAUUGUCAUUUUCCGGAAAUAAGGUUUUUGAAUGAUUUCAUCGGGAGGUAUAGGAGGCGUGCUUGCCGUUAUUUCGUAGGUGUAAGAUUUGCACAUAGUAGAGAGUCCUUUCUUUCAUUCCAGAUUAUAUAUAAAGCUUUAGAUGAACCACUGUCAUUAACUGGCGGAUUUGGAUUCUGUAUUUCAUUCAUUAUGUACACUGUUUCCCUGGUUUUGUGUAUAAGAAUCUAUGGUUUGUGCUCCUACUAAUGGUGGAAUUGAACCAGUGA
This is a messenger RNA of Carica papaya (papaya), 1089 nucleotides long. NCBI's taxonomy places the organism in Eukaryota, Viridiplantae, Streptophyta, Magnoliopsida, Brassicales, Caricaceae. The record is from RefSeq and is a predicted model, not a curated record.